This is a messenger RNA of Penicillium soppii, 1542 nucleotides long. RefSeq names its product acyl-CoA dehydrogenase family protein. The transcript has 3 exons. Gene Ontology annotation, molecular function: acyl-CoA dehydrogenase activity; heme binding; flavin adenine dinucleotide binding. The coding region runs from base 1 to 1542 and encodes 513 amino acids. Lineage: Eukaryota; Fungi; Ascomycota; Eurotiomycetes; Eurotiales; Aspergillaceae. The record is from RefSeq and is a predicted model, not a curated record.
AUGCCUUCUGAAAUCCUAACACGCGAGGAAGUCGCUAAGCACACCACCGAGGAUUCCCUCUGGUGCAUCAUUGACCACCGAGUCUAUGAUCUAACAGAUUUUGUCGACGCCCACCCCGGUGGCAGCGUUGUCCUUGCUCAGGUCGCCGGCCAGGACGCAACAUCUGAAUUCUACAACCUGCACCGCCAGGAGGUACUUGAGAAAUACCGCGACCAGCUUUGCAUAGGAAUUAUUGAAGGUGAAAAGCCCGAGGUCAUCGAACCUACACCUGGCGCCCUGAGCCCCGUCCCCUACGCCGAACCGUUAUGGCUACGUCCGGAAUUCAAGUCCCCUUACUACAAAGAGACCCAUCGACGCCUGCAGAAGGCAGUCCGCGAAUUCACGGACAAAUAUGUCACGCCCGAGGCCCAAGAGAAGGAACGAGAUGGUACCUAUAUUAGCCAGGAACUCAUCAACCGUAUGGCCGAGACGAACGUAUUGGCCAUGCGACUGGGCCCGGGAAAGCAUUUGCACAACCGCACCUUGCUUGGUGGUGCUGUCGAUGGCAAGGAAUUCGAUUACCUCCACGAUAUGAUUGUGACACAAGAGUUGGUCCGUGCCAAUGCCAGAGGAUUCCAGGAUGGCAAUAUGGCCGGUAUGGCUAUCAGUUUGACCGCCGUCCAGCAGUGGCUGCGUGACCCUGUCCUCAAAGAGCGGAUUAACGGUGAGGUGUUGUCGGGCCAGAAGAAGAUGUGCCUGGCUAUCACUGAGGCCUUUGCUGGUAGUGAUGUUGCUGGCUUGAAGACUACUGCCGAGAAGACUCCCGAUGGCAAGUAUUAUAUUGUGAACGGAACGAAGAAAUGGAUCACAAACGGCAUGUUCGCCGACUAUUUUGUUACUGGAUGCCGUACGGAGAAGGGCUUCUCGGUGCUUUUGAUUCCUCGGGGCGAGGGCGUUGAGACGAAACCUAUCAAAACCUCAUACUCAACUGCUGCUGCUACCGCAUUCGUGCAAUUUGAGAAUGUCAAGGUCCCAGUCCAGAACCUUCUUGGCGAGGAACACAAGGGCUUUAUUGUUAUCAUGAGCAACUUCAACCAUGAACGAUUCAUGAUGGUGGCCGCAGUAGUCCGAAUGUCGAUGACCGUUGUGGAAGAGACCAUGAAAUGGUGCAAUCAACGCAUCGUUUUCGGCAAGAAGUUGAUUGAACAACCCGCCAUCCGUCAAAAACUGGCUCGCAUGAUCUCCCUCACAGAGUCCAACCAGGCUUGGCUCGAGUCCAUCGCCUAUCAAAUGUGCAACAUGACAUAUGCCGAACAAGCGAAGCACCUUGGUGGACCAAUUGGAUUGCUGAAAUCACACUGUACUCAAGCUGCCGGUGAAAUUGCCAGCCACGCCACAAAUAUCUUUGGCGGUCGCGGUAUCACUCAGUCAGGAAUGGGCAAGAUCAUUGAGAUGUUCCACCGCACGUACAAGUUCGAUGCUAUCCUGGGUGGAACCGAGGAGAUUCUGGCAGAUUUGGGAGUGCGGCAGGCGAUGAAGAACUUCCCGAAGGCGAUGCUAUAA